GCAAGAUAUAUAGUUAUAGUAACGUAAUUACGCAUGACGUUCGCGUUCAGUCAUCAACCAGAGACAAGUAUAAAAAAAAUAUUGACGGGUACGGUACCUAGAACUUGUAAUUAGGUAUAGUUAUACUGACAAUGUUUUUAAAGUGCUUUGCCAGUAUUCGCAUUGGCCACCGCCAAGUCCGCCAACUCCAACAUUCUUUUGACUGCAAUGUCUCGUGUGCGAUAGUGUGCUAACAACUGUUUUUUUGUUGUUUUUUUGUGUUGUUGGUGUACUUAAUAUUUUACACGAUAUGUACAGGUGCAAAGUAAUAACAAAAGAGCGGUUUUACCGAAUAAAUAGAUGAUUAAUACAGUGAAAAAUGCAAUUAGAUUCUAUAGCUUGCUUCUUAGCGUCAACCGCUUUGGCCUUUGGUCUAUUUGCAGCUGCAUUUGACAGUUUCUUUUGGGCGUUGUUCCUUUGCUGUCUCUACGUUGCCGGGCUGCUCUGGGGAGGCCAGUUGAUCUGCUUGAUCACAAAAACGUUGGCAAAUGAUAAUCCAAACGGGAUCGAGGUGACUGAUAAUGCUGUUGCUGCUACCACUAUAACUGCUAAGGCUACCGCAAACUCUUGUGGCGUUUGCGGUAAUGAUCAGUGUAAAAGACACCGUCGGCCACCACAUUACAAUCCUGUUCCCAAGGUUCCCAAAGGAUUUGAUAGUGCUUUGGAAAAUCUCUUGGAAGAAAUUUUAAAAACAUACGUUUGCACGUGGUACUCGGAUUUGUCGUCAAAUGAUGCCUUUGUUCAACAAUUAAGAUUAGCAAUAGCAACAGCAGCUACGAACGUUACCAACAGAUUAUUCAAGUGUGAUCUCUCACACAUUAUAUUCAAUCACCUCAUACCUUUGGGUGUUCAUCAUGCUCGCGAUUGGCGAGAGUUGAAAAAAAGAGCCAAAGAUUUGGGUGGCAACCCCACGGAUCACAUUCCAGAUUAUUUAGGUUCAAAAAUACAUCCGGCUGCUUACUCCAGGGAAGCAGAACUAAAUUAUCUCAGAGGCAUAGUUGCCACUCUUUUACCACACCUGUUGCCUAUCACGCAUGUCAACACCAAUAACCAAGUUAUACUUCGGGAAGUUCUUGCCAAUUGGGUUUUACUACCAGCCAUCGAUGCUCUAGCUGAUCCAGACAAUUUAAACAUGUUGAUAUCUCUCUGCACUCAUAUAGAUGGAAAAUUUUCUCAAUCGACAGAUACCAUCUACGUUCCCAUGUUACACACUUGGAUUUCCAAUCCUCAGUUACCCCAAGGUAUAUCAAAUACCUUGAAACCAUCUUUGGAACAAGUAUUAAACGAUCCACAAUUGCUGUACAUGUUUAUGCAACACAUCAAAGAUUCUGGAUUGGUGAAUUUAUUGCAAUUUUGUCUGGACAUUGAUGAUUUAAGCAAACGCAUGUUAAAUCCCGAAAUCACGCCGGAACUCGAAAAAACUUUAUAUGCAGAUGCUCGAAGUAUAUACUCAACUUAUCUUGACUCGGAAAGUCCAGAUUUUUUAAAUUUACCGAUGUAUAUUGCUCAAGGCAUGAAAGAAAUCCUAGAUCUUGGACCGAAAAAUAUUCAAGAACUAAGGACUUCUCGACCUUUAUAUGAAGCACAUCAAGAGGCUCAUACACUACUAGAAAAUACGUGGCUCCCUUCUUUUCACCACACAUAUCAAAUUUAUAAGUUUUUAUGUGGUGAACCGGUUAUAAAUACUACUGUAAAAACCAAUUCUCAUAACAGUAAUGCCAGUAACAGCACAGGCGGUGGUUUUCGCUUAAAAAGUCAGCUCAGUAAAAUCCGAGGUGUGCUCAAAGCUUCGGCAGUUGAGGGUGCGCCCUUCGUUCCGCACCAAGUUUUCCAAGCCGAGGAGGUGAAUUGUAUGCCGCGAACCGGUGUCGCUCAGUCGACAUCCUCGUCGACCUCAUCGACUGAGCGUGAUCUCAGCACUUGGCGAGUCAGUGUACCCCACGUCGAUGGUGGCGGUGCUCAGCCCCUCUACAUGGUCUCUGUGCACAGCGUGUCCGAAGACAGGUCCUGGACCGUACUGCGUCGCGAUCAGGACUUUUACGCGCUGCGGGCUAGACUCUCCGAGUUUCAUGGAGAUAAGGAGCUUAAUGACUCACCACUGCCUACAAGAAAGAAUCCUCAUCCAUCGUUGACGGCAAACAGGCAAAGGUACCAGGACUUUUUGCAGAAACUGCUUUCAAAGCCGACUUUGAGGAGCAGCGAGCUGCUGCACGCAUUUCUCACCGUGCCAAAUCUGAAGCCUUACUUUUCGAAUGCUAGCAGUACACCGGACAUUGGUGUCUUGUGCCAGAGCAUGGCGCACAAGCUGAGGAAAGAACGGGGUCAACAUCUUGACAAAUUCAUGAGCACAUUUCUGUCUUCGACAAACGCCAAGUCCGAUCAGCCGGACGUCGGUGUCGAACUGGCAGGUGAUCACAAUUUUCACGAAAGCCAAAAGAAGGGACGAGACCUGAUUAAAAUAGGGCCCUUUGGAAAUAAUUUGAAUUUAGAUCCAAGGAUUCAGAAUUUUUCCCACAUUGUAAAUAAAUUGCAGCAUACCAAGGGUGCUUGCUUUUGUAUAGCUGAAGCAUUGGAAAGUUUAUUAGAAGUACCUCCUACUGUUUCAAAAAUAAUUUGGGUACUAGCCUCUACAGUGCAUCAAAGUGUUGAUCCGUUUGUAAAUAAAUGGUUUUACAAAAUGAUAGUGACACUAUUGAGUGGCGGUAGAGCGGCGAUUGUAGUUAAACUUUUACACGAAGUUAUUUUUGAAACGGAAGACGUUGAUGAGGGAGCAAAAGCCGAGGAACAUUACAGAGAUGCAAAAGAUGGACUUUAUAAUUUGGUACCGUGGUGGGUAUUUGGUGUACAUUCCAAGUGGUGCGAUCUCAUGGAUUCGCUUCUAGAGCCAAUUCAGAACGCUGCUUUUAACAAACACCUGGCUUAUCUGUUGGUUGAUCAACUAUUGGUGAACUUGUUUCCUGAAGUUAUGUGAAACUAAUGUAAAAAUUUUUGUAUAAUAAGUAUGGUCGUUCAGUGCUGAAAACGAAUGCACAGCAAAGUACAUUUUUUGUCUGACAGUAAAAAAAAAACAAAAAAAAAAAAAAAACAGCAUUUACUAAAGUGAUAUUUUUUGUAAGAUGACGAUUGCACUUUUUAUUUAGUCAAUCAUUAUUUCUUUACUUAUGAUGGAGAAAAGAUUUUAUAAAUGUUCAAAUAAAACAUGGUU
This is a messenger RNA of Copidosoma floridanum, 3244 nucleotides long. RefSeq names its product sorting nexin-14. Gene Ontology annotation, cellular component: late endosome. Gene Ontology annotation, biological process: autophagosome maturation. Lineage: Eukaryota; Metazoa; Arthropoda; Insecta; Hymenoptera; Encyrtidae. The record is from RefSeq and is a predicted model, not a curated record. Gene Ontology annotation, molecular function: phosphatidylinositol binding.